Messenger RNA from Zygotorulaspora mrakii, 1338 nucleotides. RefSeq names its product Chl4p (gene CHL4). Bases 1 to 1338 code for a protein of 445 amino acids. The transcript has a single exon. Gene Ontology annotation, biological process: chromosome segregation; CENP-A containing chromatin assembly. The record is from RefSeq and is a predicted model, not a curated record. NCBI's taxonomy places the organism in Eukaryota, Fungi, Ascomycota, Saccharomycetes, Saccharomycetales, Saccharomycetaceae.
AUGAAUUUAGAAGAUGAUUACGUUCCUCAGCAUGAAACCAAGCAAGUUCUUAAAAAGCUGUUAAGACUACCGUUGACGAUACUAUGCCAUUUGGUAGUGCAAUGGGCAUCGAAAUACGGGACCGAAAGAGACGAGACAUCAGAACAGCUCGCCGCGAAGUUGGAACAACUAGUGAAGAGGCGUGUGAAACGACGUGUUUUGGCUUCCAAAAUUUUGCUAGAGUACUGGCCCCGUGGACUGAGCCUUUUUCAACUGGCACAAAUUGAUUGUUACUCAGUAGUGUACAAGCCAGAUCACUUUACGUGGACUUCUUCAACUGCAUGGAAUGCGAUGCACUCAAAACAGGUUUUGCACAUUAAUUUCAGCAAAUUUGUAUCAAGAUUGAAAAAGGAUCUUCAAAAAUUCUAUCUUUGCAAUAUACAUACAUUUGAGCAUCCGGAACUACCACUUGUUAUUUGUCGAAUUCAACUAUUUGAUCUAAAUAAAUCAUUUUCCGAUAGUGUUAUGAAGUCUAGCCAUAUCGAAAAUCUACCUGAGGGUAGGAAAUUAUCCUCUAGAGCUCCAUAUUACGUUGCAUUCUCUCUGAAUUCUCCGAACAUAAUACAUUCGCCUGAUGAAGAUUCUUAUGCCCAACUGAUUAUUCAAAGCAUUGAAAGAACCCUUUCAGAUCGGGAAGCUGUAAUCCUGAAGCGAAACGAGAUACCACCAGUGAGAUCACUUCAUUCAAUGCAGGUACUAUUCGGUGUCUCCCGAUUGUCGAAUAGCUUAGGAUCUUGGGCGACAUAUGGUGAAACUUCGUUUGAGGUGUCACCUUUUGGUAGCGUUCAAGAGCAUCAAUCUAUGAAGGGCAAAGCAAUACUAGUUGAAGGACUUGGUGAUAAAAAUAUCGUUUCCUCCGAUGAUGGCAGUGCUGAAGACCCUGAGAUCAAGAGGCUGCGACUAGAUAAUAGCAUGAUGAGAUUUAAGGGUUCGAAAGAUGGCGUAAAAACAACAAAAUUGUAUCAACUGAAGAGGUCUAAAAACCGUAUUUACUCGUUAGAUGAAGCAAAUUCGCCGGAAUCUCAGAAUACAGUGAAUGGCAUUUCAAAAUAUACAUCUAUGGUUCCAGUUGAAAAAGUUGAAUUUACAACUCACAAUAACCUGGAUUCUGACAGGCAAGUUUCGUUGAAGCUGAAGCUCUAUGGUAAUGAUGUAUUCGCCGGCUUGCAUGAGUUAUGCGAUAGACGUCACAUAGAUAUAAAUAAAGUGCCAGGAUGGUUGACCGGGGAAAAUGGACCAAGUUCAGGGAGUAUUAGAGACGGAAAUUUUGUAAGUGACACCAAAGGGGGACUCAUUUGA